AGAAAAACCACUUUUCGCGUAGUUAUUUUUUUCAUUCCAUCGCGUCCGUUCGUCUGUCUCAUGCAUUUAAGAGCCAUUUCGUCAAUCGCCUAUCCAUUUAUGUAAAUAUUGAAAAUCCAUAUUUUCUAAUGAUGGAAAGUUCUCCAUGUCGGAUCAUGAAAAUUCAAGACAGUGCCGCGAAAACUUACCUACAGCGAGGUUGUCUGUUGUGUUCCGGAAUAAAAUGUGUUUCUAAUUUAAUUUGUGUUUAGCAAUGAUUGACAUUACAUAUUUGCUAUAGCGAUCCAAAAAAAAAUGCUUAGCAAUUUAUUUUUUCCAACAAUUAAAAAAAUUAGAAAUGGCUAUCAAUCUUUCUUCAUUUACUUACUUCUGGAUGCCAAUGUUUUUUAUGUACCUACCUACUAUUAUGUAAAUGUAUUGAUAAAAUAAUUUACUCCCGGUAAAUUGUAUGCAUAUAUUUUUUUGUAUUAUAUCAAGUAUAUGUUUCUGCUCUCAAGUAGAUAUACCUACUUAAUCUAUUUUUUAUAAUUGUCAACACAUAAAUUUGAAUUAAUAAGGUAUCUUUGAAACCAGUGUGUAAAAAACAAUAAUCUUGUUUGCAGAAAAUUUACAUUUAUCCUCUAUCAUUAAUUAAUUAUUGCUAGUUGCCACUAGUUGAUAACUACUAACUAUCGACUAUUUAUUCUUCUACUUCUAAUUAAUUUCUUGAACAUAAUUACAAGGGAAGUAAAGUGAUAGAUUCCGUUAGGUAAUAAAAAUAAAGUAACUUUUUUUUUGUGUGCUUCGGUGUGUGAAUAGCGAAAAGUACUUAGGAGGAAAUUGACAAAAAAAAAGGGGAAAAUGCAUGGGUACCCGGUAAUGCAGGUGGUUCAAUACCACAUACCACCUGCCAUGGUACCUCCACAUUGUGCAUCACAUUUACCACAUACAGCAUCACCACCGUCUGGAGGUGUCCGAAAAUAUGUCUUUUGGUGCUGUGCAUGUGGAGGCUUGGCAACCAUCUUAGGAGCAUUAUUUUUAGCUGUAUAUUUUCUACUUAGGUCCUAUACGUCGACGUUAGGCUACUUUGAAACUAUUCCUACAUUUGUUCCAGCUACAAUGCUCAUGUUAACUGGCCUGUGCGUAAUAAGCUUAGCCCGGAGGAAGAACAGAUAUAGCUACUUGAUCAAAGUUUGCGGUCUGUGCUGUUUGGUGUGCGCCUUGACCUGUGUGCUCGUCACUAUCACCACCACAGUUAUCCAUAUGAACCGAUUACAGACACUAAGAGAAUGCGUUUAUACACAGAAGUCAAGAACUUGUACCUGUUAUUCGGUUCUUUUGGAAGCCCAAUCCAGUACUGAUGAAGGAAUGAGAUACGUCUUUGACUCAACGCCAGAUUGCGAAGUAAUCCAUGGAGCAUUAUAUUCAUGCCUCAGAGCUAUGUUUGGACUUUCUGUGAGUGGAAUAUUGGUGUGCAUAUUUUCUUGCAUGCUAGUUUAUCAAUUACUAAGCCACGAAAAAAAGAAAAUGUAUUGGGAACAAUUAGAACUGAGGUGUAGAUCAUUUUACCAACAGCAAACGGUACCACCGUCCAGUGCUCCAGGUUCCAUGAGAGGACCACCGGUUCCAUCGACAAUUUACUGCAGCUGUUGCGAAGAAUGUAGAUAUUCUUCUGCGUCAGCUGCACCACAGGUUUAUCCAUGGGAUACACAUACGCCAGACAGGUUUUGGACUCCUGGAAGAGUUGGAAACUUUUACUCGCCCAAUCCGGAAGACGUUCCUCCAGUUAACCCAGAUCCAAGUAGAGGCAGACCUGGAUGGAGCUGGAGAAGACUUCCUUGGUCUAGAGCUAAUCCGGAGCCUGCUGAACCUCCUAGGGAUAAUUCCCUAACAUAUCAAGGAGCAGUCAGUAGUGCUGACAGUCAAUACGGCUUCAGUAACCGUUCAGGCGACAAUGCCAUGCAAAGCGAUCAGAUUUCUGGGUCGACUGGUUCUUAUAGUAUGCUUGAUAACAGACCACCAGUAGGGGGAGUUUAUGUUUGGGGUCCUCCUCCUCCUUAUUCAGACCCUAAUUCUCCUGCUAGAAGAUUUUUACAUCAAUCACCUGCAAGAUAUCAUCAUAUUCAUCACCACCCGUAUGGACACGAAUCUCAUUGUCAAAUGAAUGAAAACAACCCACAAUUCCGAAGUUCCAGAAGAGCAAGGCCACAUCUGAAUAACAAAGACAACUAUGAAAACACUACAGAGCCUGAAGUGCACCAGUCCAAUGAAAAUAAUGAAAGUACCGACACUUCAAGUUGUGUAGAGCGAGUAUCGCACACUUUACCAGUACGCAAAGUCAAGAAAAGAUCUGCCAACGAUAUCGCCUCAGUAAAAUCUAUCAAUCAACCUUCCAACCACAGAACAAAUGUGCAAAAUGUCUUUGCUCAAAGUAGCCAAGAAGAACCGCGUCAAGAACCAGUUGAGAAUGAUUAUCAUGAACCUAGUGUAUCUGAAACAACUAAACCGAUCAGUUCUGAAGUUCAACAGUGUAGAUUUCUGCCUAGACUACAAGGAGUCGAAAAUGCUGCAUUUCAAAAGCAAGAAAACAGUCCCCAAAAACCUGAAGCAACAGAAUCGGAAGUUUAUUUUGCAGAUGUAAGUAGCUGUUGCAAUAUAUCAGUAAGAAAUGACGGGCAAGAUUCGUCAUUGUAUGAUGAAGCUUUAGAAUCUAACCCAAAAACUGGAAGGCUAAUGUCCUUACAAAAACCCGUGGAAAAUAAAGAAGAAAUAAAUAAGCCUCAAGCUAUUGCUCAAGAUUUGUCACAAGCAAUUAUUCCUGAGGAGGAAGAUUAUUUGGCUCAAAGAAUGGCAAAUCGUCAAAUGUCGACUAGAAGUAGAAUGCCCUUUCCUGUACCAAGCUCAGAUGAUUUAUCAGAAUUUAAUACAGAUCCCUGUUUACAACUCUUGCCAAAAGAUAUAUCACAAAAUAGUUUGUGUAGUAGCGUCCAAACGCCUAUGACGGAAACUACAGACGAUACAAUAUCUCCUGACGAAUGCUGCAGUAAGAAUUAUUUCCAAGAAAAAUCAAUGGACCAAAUGUCAAUGCAUAGAGGAUUUAAUAGUGCAAACGUAGACCAAUUUUUAGCACCAGAUGCUCAAUACGAAAUUAUUCCAGAAAAAGAGAGCUUCAGAAACAGCAGCAAUCUCACCAAUACCAUUUCCGGAGUAAAUUUCGAUCAGAACUAUUACAACCAGACAAAAAAUAGUUACAAUAAUUUUAAUACACCAAGUCCCAGAAACAUUCCUCCAAAAACAUUGAAUCUUAACCAACCUAAUACAAAUAGAAGAAGCAUGGGCUCAAACAUAUCCGCAUUAAUUCAGAACUUGGGUGGCAAUCCAGCUGGAUUAUUAUACGGAGAUGCAAAUGGUGAAGAAGAAAUACAGGGACAAGGAUGCCACAGUGAUGGGACGAUGGAUUCUGGUUGGCAAAGUGGGUCCGAAAAAACUGAAAAUAGGAAUAAUGUCCAGGAUGCGAUGUGUGAUAGUUCAAGACCUGUAAAUGUGUAAUAAGUUGGAGGUAUGAUGAUUAGAAAAAAUAACAGUGUACAGGGAGUUUCUGUAAACAAAUUUUUCUCCCACAUUAUGUGGAAAAAAAGGCUGAUACAAAAAUGAUAAGGGAAGUGUCCUAAUUGUUUAUUUUGUUAAUGCUAUUUGCAAGUCCUUAAUUUAAUUUUAAACCUUAUGCAAUGCUAAGGCUUUAAUUUUUAGAUAUUAAAAACUUUUUUCUUGCCAUAUUGUUUCUUUAUAGUUUAGUGAAACAUAAACGAGAUAUUGUAAAAUAUUUAUAAAAAUUCGACAAUAGGGACUAGGGACAAUAGAAUGUGGUUCUUACAGGAAAAAAGUUGUGAUAGACUUUUGGAAUAUAUUUUGUGAAUAUUAUAGGAAUAUGUAAGGUUAAUAUGUUAGAUGUGAUUGUGUAUUUUAUUAAGUAUAUUAUUUAAAAAUUUUCAAUGUUUCAAAUUAUUACUAUAACUAUAGGAUAUAAAAUUUAAGGAUAAACCUAUUUUAGUUAUAUGUAAAGUACUCACUUAAAUGUUUUAAAUUUAAGGCCAAAAAUAUUUAUUUCAACUUUUAUAUUUAUAAGAUUUAAAUAUUUUUAGUACCUAGUAAAUUAUUAGUUUAUUAAGUGUUCAGAGAAAAUUGUAUUGUUGGAAAUAUUUUCAAUAAAAAU
This is a messenger RNA of Ceutorhynchus assimilis (cabbage seed weevil), 4192 nucleotides long. Lineage: Eukaryota; Metazoa; Arthropoda; Insecta; Coleoptera; Curculionidae. The record is from the annotation of a GenBank genome assembly.